Messenger RNA from Archocentrus centrarchus (flier cichlid), 3698 nucleotides. RefSeq names its product muscle RAS oncogene homolog a (gene mrasa). Gene Ontology annotation, cellular component: membrane. Gene Ontology annotation, biological process: signal transduction. The coding region runs from base 226 to 852 and encodes 208 amino acids. The transcript has 6 exons. Lineage: Eukaryota; Metazoa; Chordata; Actinopteri; Cichliformes; Cichlidae. Gene Ontology annotation, molecular function: GTP binding; GTPase activity. The record is from RefSeq and is a predicted model, not a curated record.
GAUUAGCUACGCGACGUAUUGUUUCGCAGAUGUGGGCAGCUCACUCCGCUCUGUGGCGAAAGGGCGGCGGUGGUUUGAAGUCGAGAAAGAGGAUGAGGAGGAACAUGUCGGUGUGAGGACGCGUCUUUGCUUUCGCCGUAGAGAAGCUCGUAUAGCCAGCCAGGUGUGUCUCAUCGGCCACCUGCUAUCCUGCUUCCUACCUUUAUUGCCACUGUCGAGGUAGCCAUGGCAACCAGCGCUGUGCCAAGUGAUAACCUGCCAACAUACAAGCUGGUGGUGGUGGGGGAUGGGGGUGUUGGGAAGAGUGCCCUCACAAUCCAGUUUUUCCAGAAGAUCUUCGUGCCAGACUAUGAUCCCACAAUUGAGGACUCGUAUCUUAAACACACUGAAAUAGAUGGACAGUGGGCAAUACUGGAUGUAUUGGACACAGCUGGUCAGGAGGAGUUCAGUGCAAUGAGGGAGCAGUACAUGAGGACGGGAGACGGCUUCCUGAUUGUCUUCUCUGUGACGGACAAGGCCAGCUUUGAACAUGUUGACCGAUUCCAUCAACUCAUACUACGGGUCAAAGACAGGGAGGCCUUCCCCAUGGUGCUGGUUGCAAACAAAGUGGACUUGGUCCACCUGAGAAAAGUCACAACUGACCAGGGGCAGGAGAUGGCUGCAAAACAUAAUAUAACUUAUAUUGAAACUAGUGCCAAGGAUCCCCCAAUGAAUGUGGACAAAGCCUUUCAUGAACUGGUUCGUGUUAUAAGACAACAAGUCCCAGAGAGAAACCAGAAGAAGAAAAAGAAGAUGAAAUGGAGAGCAGAGCGUUCCACGGCUUCCCACAGGUUCCACUGCGCCAUAUUGUGACCAACCUCGUCAUCGUUGUCAUCCAUCACACACACACACACACGCGCACACCAACAAACCUUUGGAUGUCAGGGAAGUCCCCAGCAGUGGUCAAACUACUGGAGCACAAAAGGGAUUGGGGUUGGUUGAGGAAUGACGUGAUGGAUCCAGAGGGAAGAAAUAAAUCUGAAAAAUUAAACUGAUGUCCCCUCAGCCCUUCACAAUGCCUUGGAAUGAGUGCUACACCCUCCCUCCUCACUUUAUGGUCCUUUUUUUAAAGGUUAUUUUUGAGAACCACUCCCCAUCUGUACUCCCUGAAAAACAGUCCUCUAACUGUGAGUGUAAGUUAUGAAUUUACUAUCAAAUGUGGCACAAGACAACAAACUAUCCAGAAAAGAUGGCGGUCAAAAUCACCUGGGACUAUGAACUUCUGUCAUCUUGAGCAAGGGAAGGAAAAACCGGUGUUUUACGAGCUCCCAACAAUCAAUCCCGACACACCUUCACUUCUAGUGGGGAAAACUCCGCUGUGAUGACCGGAUAGGCCGCCUUUGGAUUUCUGUGUUCUCGCUCUAUAGAGGGGACGUCAUUAGAAGAUAGUGGAUGAAUUUGAGAGUGGUGACAGUAGGUGUUGUGUAGUGUUGUUAAGUGGACAGUGAGUAUAGUGAGCGUGCACCUUGUGGUCAUGUUUUGACAUGUCAGUUUGGAGAGGGCGGGAGGGCAAGUGAAGGAACUGUGAAGUGAGACGAGAAAAUGUGUCAUAUCUGUUGUCCGAUGAAUGCUAUGGCCAUAAUCAAGUGUUUCAGGAUUAUGAUUAUAAAGGAGAAUAAUAAGAUUGGUCAGUGUGCAAGAUUAUGUCAGUGUGGCAGCACUGAUCUUUUAAUGGCCUUGUUUACAGACGCUCUUAUAAAGGAUUAUUUUCCCACAUGCAAACAGACAGCACACAGGAGCCACUUUUUUGUCCUUUUUAAGUAUUUGCAAAUGGUUACUAUUGGUUCGGUUGCCUCUUCAGUUGUCAGUGGUGUACUGAGUGCAAUCUGUUAUGAGUACUGUAUGAACAGCUGUUCCAGUAUACUUUUUUUUCCCUCCCAUGUUUUUAUAUCCAAAAUAUUAUGGAAAAAUACAAUUAUAUUUGAUAUUAAAAAACAACUUAUAAGUGGCAAUGUAAACACAUUCAGUGCUAUUUUACAGAGGAUCUCUAUGAAAAUCUUAAAGAAAUAGAAUAGAUAAGGGAUGAUUUGCACUGGCCACUAACCAAAACAAUGUGAUGUCACUUUAUUUCAGUCGAGGCUUUUCAGACUGCACCGCAGAAUUCAGGUCGCUGUCAUAAGAUGAAUCGGUGUAGGGGAAUAAAACUGUGGCCCUGGGAGCAUGUCAGCAUUACAAAGCAGCGCGAUGCUCCCAGGGCUGAAAGCCAUGUUAGUUUAGAUGUAGGAAAACUGCACACUCGAAGCAACAACACAUUCAGUGUAUCUGUGUUUGUAGCCGUGAGGUGGAUGGGAAUAUACAAUUUAAUAACCUACGAAAUGGCUUGUACUGUUAACGCACUAAAGUUUCAGUUGACACUUUCCUGUCUGGAUGAAUACUGACUCUUGAAAGAAGGAAUAAAUGUUUUGCACUUUUAAUGCGAUUUCUCACUUUCCUAUUGGCAUGUAGUUUUUCUUUCCGACUUGGUAAUCGAAACAAGGAGCACGGCGCCAACGUUUGAAUGUAAGAUGGAGAAACAAAGCUAGCAAACAGCUGAUUAGUGUUGUAACCCCGUGUAUGCCUGUUGCCUUUGUGGUGGUUGUAAUAGAAUAAAUUAGGUUGGGAUUUAAUCAUUCAAAAAGGUAUUAAAAAGAAGUUGUGCAUUACUUGGUUUUGAAUUUAAGGUUGCGUGCGGAAAAUCUCAUUUAUCAAAUGACUUACAAACUCACCUCAGCAUGGAAGUGGAAAUCAACCUCUGCAAAAGAAGGAAUACAAUUUUGACAGUGCUGAUCGACAUCUGCUGUUAAAGGGACGUUUCAGAGAGUUUCCAGAGCAGGACUCAGUUAUUAAAGUCCUGAUCGCUGAACAAUGAAGCAACAGACUCUGAAUCGUGGCAGAAAAAAAGAAGGAAAAAUAGCCGAAUGUGUUUGAAAACGUUGCAUCAUGUAUGUUUGAUACCAUUUUGUAUUACUGAUAUGAUUCUUGCGUGUUUUAUAAGCAACUAAGUAAUUUAUUACUGUCUGUUACCUCAGUGUGUCCCAGACCUGGACAAAAAAACCAACAAAAAAAAAAAAAAAAAGUUCCCCACUGUUUUUCUUUUUAACUUUAUUCUUUUUUUAGGUUAUCUUGGGAAAUUCUUUACAUCUGAGUCUCCGUAUGUUUUCGACCAAGAUGAAAAACGUGUUUAGUCCUGAGCUGAAAAAGCAUAAGAGCCUCCGUGUUACUGGGGCUGAAGUGGAUAGCCUCACAAGUGAAUCACACAAGGGUCACGCUGAGUAAAAGCAGUCAUUUAUGAGAGUCAUGUAAGAAAUUUCAGUUUCUGGUGAGACUCGUGCUUAAAAUGAGCUGCUUUUCAAACUGGCUGAGAAAUCCUGAAAUGGCACAAACUGCACCCCCCCCCCUUUUUUUUUUUUUUUAAUAGAAUUAUUUAAAUGAUUUCAGUUUUGUACAUCCUGAAACUUUGUAAGUGAAGGAAUGUGGAGACUUUAAAAUUUUGAUUACAAAAAAGGAGGGGGGGGGGCGGUCACACAAGUUGUGUAAUGUGUUUUUUGGCAGGUCUGUUGUGUUCUAACUGGCUGUGUCAGACUGAGGAGCUAGACGAGGCACAAACUAACUGUGGCCUUUUUAUCUAGCCUCAGGGGUCGAUUAUAUUUCAAUUAAAAACAACAGUAUUGUGUUUUUUA